This is a messenger RNA of Rattus norvegicus (Norway rat), 6547 nucleotides long. Lineage: Eukaryota; Metazoa; Chordata; Mammalia; Rodentia; Muridae. The record is from RefSeq and is a predicted model, not a curated record.
AAAAGAGCAAGUUAUUUUAUUUACCUCUCACAAAGGAGAAUGCUAUAAAGAUUCUCACUCCCAAAAUGUCUUUUUCAAAGCAGCCAGUUGAAAUCCAAAUAAAACAACUGUGAAUGCACACGUUGGUUCUAGACCUACUGACCUGUAUAAAGAAAUCUCCAGAAGCUGCUGUCCAGCAUGUUAGCAGAAUCGCAAACAACUGACUUGACUUGUCAGGGCAAGUCCUUUGCCCCAAAAUUAUUGGCCCAUGAAGCCCCCACACAGAGAAGCAUGACUUAGGCUAUGGGCACUGAACCAUAUAGGUCCAUCCAUGUUCGAAACCCAACUGUGCCAUCCUGUCUGUGAGAACCGGUCUUGACUCCAAUGAAGUAGCUCGCCUUAGGUGGGUCACGUUGCAUUGUUAAGGCAGACCUGGGGCAAGAACCUAAGGAGGUCGCUUGUUCUUUCCAUCUGCCUACUGACCAGGCAGCGAGUCCCCAGUUCAGCUAUCCCCCAUGCCGGGGGCGCCUUUGUCCCUCCCACUCACCAGAGAGCAUCCGCGGAAGUGACCCGCGGGUGGGGGGCAGCCAGAAGGGGGGUGCAGUCCGUGGGGGGUGGGCGCGAGCAGGAGGGGAAAGAGGGGCGGCCGGGUGGUGAUUGGCUGGGCUAGCCAGGCAGCUCCCGGCCAAGAACAAAAGAGAGCAGGCGGCGGGCGUCCUCGGAGUAGGCGCUCCCACCCGCCGGGCACCGGCUUCGCUGCUGCGGGAGGACGCGCCCACUAGCAGCCGGCGGAGCAAGGCAGGCGGCGCGCGUGGUUUCUCCGAGAAAGCCGGCCGUGCACCUAGGAAUUAACCGGCCGGCGCGCGAGGGGAGGGAAGCGGGGCGGGCGAGGGGUGGAGGGGGGAAUGCUGAGCGCGCGCGAGAACAAUAAUAAGAUCGUGUUUGCGGUCGCUGCCCGAGGAGGAAUUCGGAGGAGGCGCGAGGCCCGGAGCUCGCACGGAACCCAGAAGCUCGGCGGGGAGGCGGCGGCUGCAUGAGGCUGGCGACGCGGCUCCUGUGAGCAGCGCGCGGUGGUAGCGGCGGCGGCGGGACUCGGCGCGGCCGGACACGGGCUCCCCUCCCCCGCAGCCGGGCGGGGAUCUGCCAGGCCUGCGGUGCCCCCCGCCCACCGCUUGCCUCGGCCUCUGCCUCGCUGCUCUCCCUCGUCGGAGCGGCCGCUCGAGCGCCCGGCUCGAGGCCCGCGGGAAGCGCGGCGCGGUCCGUCGUCCCGCGGAGGGGCGGCCUCCCGGCAUCUUCGCGGCGACCAAGGACCAGCGGGCAGGGGAACCAACGGGAUGGCGCGUCCGCGGCCCCGCGAGUACAAAGCGGGAGACCUGGUCUUCGCCAAAAUGAAGGGCUACCCGCACUGGCCCGCCCGGAUUGAUGAACUCCCAGAGGGCGCCGUGAAGCCUCCAGCAAACAAGUACCCUAUCUUCUUUUUCGGAACCCAUGAAACUGCAUUUCUAGGUCCUAAAGACCUUUUCCCAUAUAAGGAAUACAAAGACAAGUUUGGAAAGUCAAACAAACGGAAAGGAUUUAAUGAAGGAUUAUGGGAAAUUGAAAAUAAUCCAGGAGUGAAAUUUACUGGGUACCAGACAAUUCAGCAACAGAGCUCUUCAGAAACUGAGGGAGAAGGAGGGAACACUGCAGAUGCAAGCAGUGAGGAAGAAGGUGACAGAGUAGAAGAUGGAAAAGGCAAGAGAAAGAAUGAAAAAGGAGGCUCAAAACGGAAAAAGUCCUACACUUCAAAGGUCACUGAAAACCUCCUCCUCCUGUUACUGUUUCCUGCAUACUCACUGAAGCUUUCAGAUUGGGUGGGAGGUAUUGCUCUUUGGCAAAGUACCUGCCUAGAACAUACUGUUCAGGCCCACUUCCCACCCCCCACCCCAGCACACACUACAAACUUUAGGGGCAGUAGUAAAUUGAGAGAGAACACCAAAACCCCCAGGUAGUAAGGGAGUCAUUUCUGACUUCUCCUCAAGGCUGACUUGCCCUGAAAGUACCACAAGCUUAGUUGAAGGAGGAAAGUUAAGCAUAUAGGCUGAGCCAGACACUGAAUUGAACGGGUUGUGCAGGAGUGAGCAGUAAAAUCGACUCCAUAAAAAAGGAGAGGGAACAUACUAACAAGUUAAUAAAUAAAUGUAAAUUGUGAAAGGGGUUCUGAAGGAAAUGAAUGAGACCAAGAAAACACAUACUAGGAAAGUGGCCAGGCCUUUCUGUAAAGGCACAGCUUAUGCUAAAGACUUGAAAGAAGGGUGAAAGGAGAGCCUUGUGCGGCAGAGGAAAAGGAACAGAGCAGGAAACCUGAGAAGGCAAAGUCUGACACACACCUAAACACAGUGCAGGCGUGCCCAGGCCCUCAGUAAAGAGAGACAGGUAAAUGCUGCCUAGGGCAGACUGUAAGCUGCUCCAGUGAGUCUGGAUUUUAUUCCAAGUGUAGCAGCAGUGACAUGGUGAUUUACAAAAGAAAAAACUAGGUGUGUUAUACAGUAUUGCAGAUAUGCAAUCAAAAAACACCCGUGACAUUUUUGAAAACUAUUCUGUAGGCACUGAAAGCAAGAAAAAUGGAUCCUGGAAGACCUAAGGUUCAAGAUUCAGUAGAGUCUAACUCAUAAUUGAAUACUUGACGAAAUUACUUCUACUUAGAUUCUUGUAUUUAGUGGCUGAAUAUAUUUAGAAAUCAUCUGAGAAAACAAGUACCAAGCGUUUCUCCAACUAUUAAAAUAUGAUUUUGGCAAUCUUUAAAAUCCACCUUACUGACAUGCAGGUAAAAUUGUAUGCAUGCAUUAUUUCCUAUGUACCUGAUUGUGUUAUUCUCUAUGGACCUUAUUGACUACACACGUGGUCGCUGGAGCUGGGGAGAUUGCUGAAGUGGGUAAGGUGUUGCGUGGCUGUGAACUCAUUAGCUGGGCAGGUAGGUGAAGCAAGAUGAUCCCUGGAGAGGGCUUGCUGGUCAGCCCGAUCAGAGAACUCCAGGUUCAUUCAGAGACCCCAUCUAAAACUAGAAGGUAGAUUCAGGCCCUUUGAGGAUAUCUGUGUUCUGGUAGAUAACCCUAUACCUGUGAACAUACAGGCUAAGUGGACACAGUGGGCAUUAAGUUAAAUUUAAAAAACGAACAAAACAAAACAGCACAAGCACAUGCAUUUGGGAAGGAAAGCAGUGGGAGGGGCAGAGAAGGAGUUGAACAUACAUGUGCAUGCACACACAAACCACAAUAAGCAAGCAAACAAGAAUGAUUACUUUUGAUGGGGAUAGAGUUUAUAAAUGGUUAAAAAAAAGUCCCUCUCAAUGUUUCUUCCAUUGCAUUUAUUUUUAGACUGAAUUUCUAUUAGCAUUUUGGGUUUCACUUAAACAUCCAUUUGAGUUAUUUUUAUUUAAUUGAUUGCCUGCUGAGCUUCUAUGGAAUGUGUUUGCAACCCUAAUUUAUGUAAAAGCUACAUAAGGUUUGUAGACUUUCAACAGUGAACAUGGGACCUUUAAAUGUCAUUAUGUCACUGCGUGUUUUAAAGAUCAACAGUAUGAAGGCUUGUAGUUAGGAUGGAGUUAACACUUCACAGCAGUGAAGGCGAGGGCUAAAGUUUAAAUGUUUAGAUGACUAUUUAAUUUUAUUUAAAUUACAUUUAAUUUCUGCUUUCACUGUCUCUUAAGAACUGUUUGAUAUUUUUUUUUUUUUUUUUUUUUUUGCUGUUGAUGUUUUGCACAAUGCUAGGCAAACGCUCUACCCCCUGAGCUACAGCCCAGCCCAGAAAUUUAACUUUAUAACGUUUGUGUGUUAGAGUGGAGGAAGGGUUACUUUGUUGUUGUUUUGGGUUUUAGUUUUUGUCUUUUUUUUUUAUUCCCUUGUAGAGGAACAGUCUCUGGCCACACAGAUAUAAACACAAUUUAUAUCCCAGGCUAGCCUUGAACUCAUGGUGUUCUUCUUGCCUCAGACUUCAAAACGAUGUGAUUGCAGUAUGUGCCCAGAAGCUAGUCAGAACUCAGCUUUUUACUGCUUUUUACUGCCAGUGUGACAUAGGGAGUCUCAUGUGUAUCAUAAUCCUGUGGAAAACUGUUGACAUGACUUUCAGGCCCCAGCACUGCUAAUUCAGAACUUUGAGCAAAGGACGGGGAAUGUAGUUCCUAUGUCUGCGGUGUGGGAAUAGUACUGGAGAGACUGCUUCCUGCUGUAACCCCGGUACUUUUUCUGGAUUCCCACUGUUUUCUUUUUGUUGAAUGUGCUGAAUUUCUCUUUUGAGUAGUCUCCUUUGCACUUAAAAACUAGUAGUCAGUAAACUUUCUACAACACCCCAGUUAGGUAAAGGGUUAUCUCACAACUUCUCUAUUUACCUAAUUUCUUUUACCUGUGAGGGAAAACAAUUUCAAUAAUCAAAAAGCCAAAGUACAACAAAUCCGAAGAAAAUUAUAUAUCUUUUAAAUAAAGAUAUGGCUGAUUCAUAUUAAGCACUAGCAGAUAAUGAAAAUGUAGAUAUUUGUAUGCAAAUGAUUUACACUUAAGGUUACAGUUAAUCAAAUUCUUAAAUUAGUAAAGAUGCUAAAAGAACAAGAAUUUUAGUUAACAGAGUAACAAUUAGAUAUAAAACCAACUCAAAACCACACUAAUAAAAUAAAUGAUAAACACCAAUUUCAAACAAACAUAUAGGGAUUAUGAUCUGAAGAGAUUUGCAAAGUUAGUUUGGCAGCUAGACUUCCUGCUAAGAUACUAAAUAUGGUUGCCCAUUAACGGAAGUACAGUGAUGCCCAGUUCCCAUUAGUACUGAGACUCGGUGUUUGUCAUGCCCAGGGCUGAGGGGCACGUGCUCAGUGUCACUCACAGACACCCUGCACAGGAGAUGGAUACUGUGGUGUGCGUUAGGCUGAGUGGCAGGUCAGCACUGUUACUUGAGGGUUGCUGGAUAAUGCACUUAACACAUUCAUCUGUUACAUGAUAUUACUAAAUGAAAAGUUACCUAUAUAUUGUCAUAUGGAAUCUUUAACUGACCCUGCUCCAAUCUUUUUUAAUAAAUCUUUUUUUUAAUCUAAAAGUUAAAAGUGAUAGCAUUUUAAACUAAUAUUUUGAGUGCUGUUUAUAGUUUUAGUAAAGUAAAAUAGAAGCGGUGUAAUGUUUUCUGUCCUGUAACUGGAUGAUCUCUCUUUGUAUUUUACAUUUAUUUAUUUAAAUGUGUGCGUGUGCCGCCUGCAUGUGCGUAUGUACAAUACAUGUGUGUAUUGCCUGUAGAGACCAGAGUGGGGCUAUGGAUCCUCUGGAACCGGAGUCACAGAUAGUUGUAAGCCAUCAUGUCAGUGCUGGGAACUGAACCCAGGUUCUCUACAAGUAAAUUCACUGACCCAUCUCUUCAGUCAACAGAACAGAAACCCAAAACCUGAUGAUGUAGGUAAGGGGCUGGAGACGUGGCUCAGAGACUGCAAGCACAUGCUGUCUUGCAGAGAACCAGAGCUGGGUUCUCAGUACUCACAUCAGGUUGCUCACAAGUGCUUAUACCUGCACCUGCAUGUGCACACACGCACUUACGCACACACACACACACACACACACACACACACACACACACACACACACACACAAGCAAAAAUGAUAUAAUUUUUAAAAUCUGAUUGUAUGAGGGGCUCAAGUUUAGUAAUUCAUUUCUGGAAGGCCAAAAAAUGAUUUGGCUGAGUCCAUUUACCUUAGUUUUUGUUUGCAAAGUAUUUGAAGAUUAAUUUCCUUUAAAUUUUCCUCUCCCCUUUUGACUUCUUUCCCUAGAGAAAUGGUCGCAUGUAACCCAAGUUGGUCUCAAACUCAUCGUGUAGUCCAAGGUUGCCCGAGAACUUGUGAUCCUCCUUUCUCUCUCUCCUGAGGGCUGGGGUUACAGACCUGCACCCUCAUAACCAGAAUAUAUACUGCCAGAGAAUUAAACCCAGAGUUUGCUGCAUGCUAGGCGGGCACUACUAACUGAGCUAUAAUUUCAGCCCUCAAAAUUUAAGAGGAAAAUGGAUCUGACAGAUGAAAAGGCAAAAAAAAAAAAUGUUAAAGGGACUGCAUUAGAACAAACUGUCUGACUUCUCUACCUAGUGGUCUUUCACACAAGCCAUUAGUCAUUGUUUAUAUGCUUAAAAUUGAAUGCAUUUUUUACUUAGAAAAACAAACAAAAAACAACAAACCACUUAAGAGCAGUCAUCAAGGUGAGUGAAUUCACUUGCUACCAAGCCUGAUGACCUCAGUUAGACUCAGGAAUCAUUUGAUUGGAGGACAAAGUUAGCUCCCACAGGUUAGUCUCUGGCUUCCACACAUGCCAUUGUCGGUAUAUACACCAACACAAAAACAUACACAGUAAAUACAUUAAUUAUAGAAAGUCAGGGCUGGAGAGGUGGCUCAGCGGUUAAGAGCACUGACUGCUCUUCCAGAGGUCCUGAGUUCAAUUCCCAGCAACCACAUGGUGGCUCACAGCCAUCUGAGAUCUGAUGCCCUCUCUGGUGUGUCUGAAGACAGCUAAACUGUUCUUAUAUAAAUAAAUUAAAUAAAUAAAUAAAUCCUUAAAAUUUUCAAAAAAA